This is a messenger RNA of Neolamprologus brichardi, 2788 nucleotides long. The record is from RefSeq and is a predicted model, not a curated record. NCBI's taxonomy places the organism in Eukaryota, Metazoa, Chordata, Actinopteri, Cichliformes, Cichlidae.
AGGCAGUGCGCAUGCUCGAGGGUACUUAAUAUGAACGCUGUCUCCCGUCUCAAGACAUCUCAGACUCAGUGGCCAUAAUGGGCAGAUAAGAAAGACAAAAUAUCUGCUGUGUGGAGGCUAGAAGGUUAGUAAGACCUCGGCAGAUACCUCCUCUCUUCCUGCACAAGCAGUCCAGCAAGUUUACAGCACAAUGGCUGAAGAAGACUAUGGCAGUUUUGUGGACUGGAACCAGAUGGGGGAUUUGGCCAAGAGCAGCGGGCCCACCAAGGUGGACACUAAAGAUCUGAAAGAGUUCAAACAGAUGGCUCGACAAGGUUAUUGGGCCAAGAACCACAAGCUGCGGGCACAAGUCUACCAGCAACUCAUCAAAGCCAUUCCUUGCCGUACAGUGACCCCAGAUGCAGCAGUGUAUCAUGACAUUAUGGGAAAUGCAGCCGCAAAAAAAACCUCCACCAACGUCCCACUACCAGAGUUUGUGGAUGGAAAUCCCAUACCACGGUACUGUCUGAAGCCGGAGGCAGUGGCCUCAGCCCAUCAGAUCAUCAACUGCCUCGCUGGACAGUUUCCAGAUAUCUCUCAUUGCCCAGCUCUUCCUGCAGUUACUUCAUUGCUCUUGCACUUCAGUGUAGACGAAGCUCAGUGUUUUGAGCAUGUCAGCCGCAUACUGGCAUGCAACGAGCCAGGGAAGCGACUUAUAGACCAGACCUUCCUGGCUUAUGAGUCUAGCUGCAUGACCUUUGGUGACCUAGCCAAUAAGUACUGCACAGCUGCUCACAAACUGAUCGUUGCCACGGCUCAGGAUGUGAUGGAUGUCUACUCAGACUGGCAGCGCUGGGUCCUCGGUGAUCUGCCUUUUAGCCAUGUGGUUAGGGUCCUAGAUGUCUACCUAGUAGAGGGCUAUAAGGUUCUUUACCGCGUGGCAGUAGCCUUGCUCAAGUUCUAUCGCAAGCAUAAAAUGGGAGCAGAGGGGGGGCAGGGCAACCAGCAGCAGGAGGAUUCAAACAAAAUCAAGGCAGAUAUUCAGGCAUUUGUUAAGGGCAUUGCUUCCACCGUUACACCUGACAAGCUGCUAGAGAAGGCCUUCUCCAUCCGCCUGUUCAGCCGCAAGGAGAUCACCCUGCUGCAGCUCACAAAUGAGAAGUCCCUGCAGCAAAAAGGAAUCACUGUAAAGCAGAAGCGCUCUAGGCGGAACGUGCAGCUGGCACUUAACCCUGACACAUUUUCCUCGGAGAUAGUCAGUGCCAAGGAGAUGCAUGACAUCUGGUCAUGGAUCCCAGAGCGCUUUGCCCUGUGCCAACCACAGCUUCUCUUCACAACCUCCACCCACGGUUGCAGCCUGAAUAGAUUCUACUCACAUUGUGAGGGCCACGAACCCACUCUGCUCCUCAUCAGGACCACAGAUGGCGAUGUAUGCGGAGCGUUUCUGUCCACUGAUUGGGAGGAAAGGAAGAGAGGAGGCAACAAGUUGAGCUUCUUCGGCACAGGGGAAUGUUUUGUCUUCAGGCUGAAGCCGGAGAUGGAGCGUUACGAGUGGAUAGUAAUCCGUCAUCCUGAGCUGGCUUCGUCCAUCAAGACCCAGGCUCAGGAAGAAACGGCAGCAUCUGAAGACCAGAUCACAGACAGCAAUAGCUUACAGCAGCCAGAAAAACCUCCUGGAGAGCUGUCGCCAUUUCUGUCUGCCCGCCACUUCAACCUGAACUCUAAGAAUACUUCUAUGUUCAUGUCUGGAAAUGUUGACUCCAUCAUAGUGGGAGGAGGCGACGGCAACGCUCUGUAUAUCGACUCUGAGCUGAACCACGGGCGCACUGGCAGUUGCACCACCUUUGACAACCCGCCCCUGUGUGCAGAGAGCUUCCAGAUUUCACUGCUAGAGGUGUGGGGCUUCCAGGACACCAUGGCCUCAUAAUGCUGAGCACAUACAUGCAACACAUACUUAGGUAUUCAUCCACAAACACUUAAACGUAUGAAAUGAGAAGUCAAGUGUUUUAAGUGGAAAACAGACAUGCAAACAAAACCACAUCCGUCCUGCAAAUUCAACUCUGAAUUACUUUUUUUUAAAAUUUAUUAAAGCAGUUUGUUCAAAUUUCUGCAAAUGAACAAAAAAUGUUUCUUUUUUUCCUGUUUAUUUUUGUAUUUAUAGAUUUGUGUACUCAUUUUUUUGACGUGAUAAUGGAAAUGUCCAGGAUCAACCUGCUGAGCAAAACCAUUUGAUUUUCUGAAUGUAAAUUUAAGUCUUUUUUUUGUUCUGUAGUUUAUCUCAAUCUGCCAAACUCGUUGUUAAGCUAACUCUGCAGUCCUUACAGUACUAUCAGGUCAUGAGGUUUACAACAGCAUGUGUGAAGUCGAGUCUCCAUGUUUGUGAUAUAUGAUGAACAAAAGAACCUAGAUGUUAGAAAACCUGUCGUAACUUCCCACACUUCCUGAUAUAUCGUGAAUAGAUGGGAGAUCUGACAAAUGAAUUCAUGGUGUAAAUGUUUAUGAAGAUCUAGUGAAUUUUUAUGUUGCCAUUUUGCACCAGCUUUCUCUUUGAGUCUGUGAUGAUUGUCUCCCUUUUGUGCAGUAUAUGAAUAUAAAGUUGUUAUUUUUUUUCCUUCUCCUCUACAUCAUUUUCCUGUUAUUUCCGUCCUUUCCAGUAUAAAGAUUGUAAUAAGAAGUUGAAACGCUGUCCUGUUCCUAAAGUGUCAUUGGGGGGGCCUCUGUGUGAGUGUGUGGAUUUGAAAAUGUGCUUCAGUAAAGUGUCAAUUGAGUAAUUGCAAAUGUGAAAAUACAGCAUUAAGCUUUCAUCAGA